Molecule: messenger RNA, 227 nt
Organism: Medioppia subpectinata
Lineage: Eukaryota; Metazoa; Arthropoda; Arachnida; Sarcoptiformes; Oppiidae
Source: the annotation of a GenBank genome assembly
AUUCAAAGAUAAAUAAAGUAUUAUUUUAUUAAAAACAAUUGAUUUGUUUUAGAAAAUAAAUAAAAAUGAAAUUUUUAGUAUUUGGUGUUCUUUUCUUCACUGCUCUCUACGCAUCGGAAGCGAUGACAAUAAGAGAGUCCAACUCCGACCCAAUUAAAGAGCACCUCUUGAAGGAAGUGUCAGACAUUUUAGACGAGACGAGGAAAGCGAUCGACACUUUGGCGAAG